Ochotona curzoniae (black-lipped pika) is the source of this 3617-nucleotide messenger RNA. Its product is annotated as calnexin. Gene Ontology annotation, molecular function: calcium ion binding. The record is from RefSeq and is a predicted model, not a curated record. Lineage: Eukaryota; Metazoa; Chordata; Mammalia; Lagomorpha; Ochotonidae. Gene Ontology annotation, biological process: protein folding. The transcript is spliced from 15 exons. The coding region runs from base 141 to 1931 and encodes 596 amino acids. Gene Ontology annotation, cellular component: endoplasmic reticulum membrane; endoplasmic reticulum.
GGGGUCGCUCGCGCGGCCGCGGUGGCCGAGGCCUCUGGGUUCUGCGGCACGUGACGGUCGGCUCUCCUCUGCCGCCGUCUCUCCUGCAGCGCGGGGCCGGGCGUGUGGGUGGAAGGCGUCGGCAUCACUGGCCGGAGAUCAUGGAAAGGAAGUGGUUACUGUGUAUGCUACUGGUCCUUGGAACGGCUGUCAUCCAGGCUCAUGAUGGACAUGAUGAUGAUAUGAUUGAUAUUGAAGAUGACCUUGAUGAUGUCAUUGAAGAGGUAGAAGACUCGAAAUCCACACCAGACGCCAGCACUCCUCCCCCGUCCCCAAAGGUGACCUACAAAGCUCCAGUUCCAACGGGGGAAGUAUAUUUUGUGGAUUCCUUUGACAGAGGAACUUUGUCAGGGUGGAUUUUGUCCAAAGCCAAGAAAGAUGAUACUGAUGAUGAAAUUGCUAAAUAUGAUGGAAAAUGGGAGGUUGAUGAAAUGAAGGAAACCAAGCUUCCAGGCGAUAAAGGACUGGUCUUGAUGUCUCGGGCCAAGCACCAUGCCAUCUCUGCUAAACUGAGCAAGCCUUUCCUGUUUGACACCAAGCCCCUCAUUGUUCAGUAUGAGGUUAAUUUCCAGAAUGGAAUAGAAUGUGGUGGUGCUUAUGUGAAGCUGCUUUCCAAAACACCCGAACUCAACCUGGACCAAUUCCACGACAAGACCCCUUACACAAUUAUGUUUGGCCCAGAUAAAUGUGGAGAGGAUUAUAAAUUGCACUUCAUCUUCCGCCACAAAAACCCCAAAACAGGGGCAUAUGAAGAAAAGCAUGCUAAGCGGCCAGAUGCAGAUCUGAAAACCUAUUUCACCGAUAAGAAGACGCAUCUCUAUACAUUAAUCUUGAAUCCAGAUAAUAGUUUUGAAAUAUUAGUUGACCAGUCUGUCGUGAACAGUGGAAAUUUGCUUAACGAUAUGACUCCGCCUGUAAAUCCUUCACGUGAAAUUGAAGACCCAGAAGACCGGAAACCUGAGGAUUGGGAUGAAAGACCAAAAAUACCAGAUCCUGAUGCUGUGAAGCCCGAUGACUGGGAUGAAGAUGCUCCUGCUAAGAUUCCAGAUGAGGAAGCCACAAAACCUGAAGGAUGGUUGGAUGAUGAGCCUGAAUAUGUCCCUGACCCUGAUGCAGAGAAGCCAGAAGAUUGGGAUGAAGACAUGGAUGGUGAGUGGGAGGCUCCUCAGAUUGCCAACCCUAAAUGUGAGUCGGCUCCUGGCUGUGGUGUCUGGCAGCGCCCUAUGAUUGACAAUCCCAAUUACAAGGGCAAGUGGAAGCCUCCCAUGAUUGACAAUCCUAACUACCAGGGAAUCUGGAAACCUAGGAAAAUACCAAAUCCAGAUUUCUUUGAAGACCUCGAACCAUUCAAAAUGACUCCUUUCAAUGCUAUUGGUUUGGAGCUGUGGUCCAUGACCUCUGACAUUUUUUUUGACAACUUUAUCAUUUCUGGCGACAGAAGAGUGGUGGAUGACUGGGCCAAUGACGGGUGGGGACUAAAGAAAGCUGCUGAUGGGGCUGCCGAGCCAGGUGUAGUAGGACAGAUGAUUGAGGCUGCAGAGGAGCGCCCAUGGCUCUGGGUGGUCUACAUUCUGACUGUGGCUCUGCCUGUGUUCCUUGUUAUCCUCUUCUGCUGUUCUGGAAAGAAACAGCCCAGUGCUAUGGAGUACAAAAAGACUGAUGCUCCUCAACCAGACGUGAGAGAGGAAGAGGAGAAGGAGGAAGAAAAGGACAAGGGAGAUGAGGAGGAGGCAGAAGAGAAGCUGGAAGAAAAACAGAAGAGUGAUGCUGAAGAAGAUGGUGGCACUGUCAGUCAAGAGGAGGAAGAGAGGAAACCUAAAGCAGAAGUAAAGCAAGAGGAGGAUGAAAUUUUGAACAGAUCACCAAGAAACAGAAAGCCACGAAGAGAGUGAAACAAUCUUAAGAACUUGAUCUGUGAUCUCUCCCUCCCCUUCCCUUGCAAGUGUGGUCCUGGAGAGGACCUGGCACAUCUUAGGUUGACACUCAGAAAACCUCAAGACGUCACCAUCAGCAGGUCCCAGUUGAACACUAGUCUCUGUGAUUUUAAACAUCUAGCAGUAAAUAAUUGCAGUUGUGACACAAAGGACCCUGUUUGUAGAAAACAUUGAACAUAAUGGUUGUAAGAUGUAACAUGAAGCAACUAACUUGUAUUUUUGUUUUUAAACACUUUGUUUUUUAAGAUAGAAUAAUAGAAUUUUGCCAGUCUUUAAAACCUUGGCUUAAUUUACUAUAUUAAUCUGUCCAUUCGGAAAUAAUACCAACUUCAGAAUGCAAAGGGGGUGAAUUGCAGUUUUUACAACUUUUUUUUUUUAAGUUUGGUAAUUGGUGAUACAAAAAACAUUUGAGUGUCUCUGUCCCUCAAGACUGAUGAUGAUCAUGUCAGAGUGCAGCCAUCUGUGGUGAUAAUCUUGUUUUGCUUGCUUCCAUUGCUCAGUUCCUGCUAAGGAAAUUGAGGUGAGGGAUUGGAUGGAAGCCUAAAUUUAUAUAAGCAUUCUGUUUAAGUUGUAUUAAAAAUAGACUUUAAAAAAAAAAAACUUUUUCACUGGAUGUUGGUUAGACCAUAACGUGUGUAUAUUGCCUUGGGCCUGCAAUGAGUGGAGGUGGCUUGGUGCCUUGGGCAUGUGGAGCGUUCUGGACUGCUGCUGCCAGAGCAGAUGCAGCAGGGCAUGUGGGCUCCAGAGUAGAUGCGCUCAUCACUCUUGACUGUGUUGACACUGUUUUCCUCACCCAUGUCCCCACGUUCCCAGCUCUCUCCUUUGCUAUGCAUCUUCACAGCGCAGCUUCCAGUCCGUUGCUGAAAAUAACUAUAAGCUCUGCAUAGUGUUAAGCUUUAUUGUGAUUGCGUGUAUGUUUCUUUUUUUAAAAGCAGACCCACACCUUUCCAGGGUCAAAGUACAGCAUAAAAUAUACAUUUCCAUUUCUUUUACUCUGUGGAAAGACUUUAGAAGUCUGAUCCAGAGGUGAGCCAAUUCACAAUUGACUAAUUGAACACAGGAUAAAAGUAUUUAUGAGAGGAGUGACAUAUAGCAUGACUUAUCACAUUUCUGUAGCUGCUAAAUAUUUUAAGUCUUCAUUUGAAAUUCAUGUAACAGUUGGGUCUUAAAUUACAUAAUAAAGCAGUCCUUUCAAUUUUUUUAACAUGGUUUGUAGAAAUUUUUUUUUUAAGUGAUCAUAGGUUUGUUUUUUCCCCGAGGAAUGCAGAUGGGUGCUAUUGGGAAUCUCCCUAUCACUAGCUAUCAUCACACCGCAUUGAAGCGAUUCAGGAUUCGAUGGGAUUUUAGCUUUAGUCUUUCUUCAGAGCAUUUCAAAUGUGCCCAUGAAAUUGUUUCUUGCACUGAAUAUAUAAACACUCACAGUGUUUAUAUUGGGGAUUUUUUUGGGGGGAAGGAAGUAUAUUUGUAAAAGAUGAAGGUUGAACCGUUUAUCGCUUAAAUUCCUCUGAGGGUGGGGUGCGUUUUUGUUGCUGUUCAGUGCUUAUUCUUUUCAUCUGCUGUUCUGUGGUCACAGUGACCUUAGCUAUGUAGCAGACUUUCCCAAUGUAUUGAGUGCAAAUAAACAGUUACUUAGCAAGACCUGAA